Messenger RNA from Nicrophorus vespilloides, 1152 nucleotides. RefSeq names its product GRIP and coiled-coil domain-containing protein PFC0235w-like. Bases 42 to 1055 code for a protein of 337 amino acids. The transcript has 5 exons. The record is from RefSeq and is a predicted model, not a curated record. Lineage: Eukaryota; Metazoa; Arthropoda; Insecta; Coleoptera; Silphidae.
GUUUAUUGACGAUAAACAAUAUUCUCUUUGAUUAAUUCACCAUGGAUUCGGAAGAUGCAGAUGAUGCAGAGUUUUCUAAGUUGAAGGAUUUUUUUGAUGCACAAAGCAAAGUCCAUGAGGGAUUUUGGACCAGUUUGGAUACUUUGACGGAAUCAAAUAAGUUUUACAAGUCUGCACUGGACGAGGAGAGAGAGCAGUUCAGGCAAUAUAUCGAAAAUCAAUCUUCAAGUUCCACAAAUCACUUAUAUAUAACGCUGAAAGAUGAUUACAAUAAUUUGAAAUUGGAAUGCGCAUCGCUAAGGACUGAGCUUGAUAAAGCGCAAGAGAACUCCUUGAAAGCAGUAGAAGAAUUGAAGGAGCAGCACAGGAUAGAAUUGGACGAACUGAAGCAAGAUCAUCAAAUAGAAAUUGCAUCCUGGGAGUGUAAGAUGGAGAAUCUUAAAAGAGAAAACGAAGUAAAUGAGAACGAGUUGAGCAGGAUCCAAACGGAGGCUGCGUUCAAUUUCGACGAGAUGCAAACCGAUCUGCAGAACAGGUUAUUGGAUUUGAACAAGAAACUGAGAGAGGCCAAUAACUCGAACAAUAUUUUGAGGACCCAGAUGAUGACUUUCAAAGCGCAUUACAGCGAUGGAAUUAAUUCGGCCGAGAAGAAUAAUUUCGAUAAAAUAAAGUAUUUGGAGGAUAAAUUACUGGUUAGCGAGAAUCAAUUGAGGAUUGCCAAUGAGAAACUGUUUGAUAGAGGCACCGUUCCCAAAUACACGAAAUACUCGAUGAACUUCAGGAAUACGACAGGUGUGGACGUUCCGGUUAACACGGAGACUAUAAACUUAAACAAUGAAGUCAAUUUGAAACAUGAAAAUGCGGAUUUGGAACGGGCGAAAGGAUUUUGGAGCAACGAAGCCAACAAAUCGAAUGUACUUCAGGUAAAACAGGUGACAACUGUUACGUCUACGAUGAGCGUAAACGACACAAAAUCGGGAGUGAAGAAGAGGAGGAAAUUAUUCAAUUUGGAAGACACCGAUUACUUGAAUAACUUAAAUUACCAAAACGAGUGAAAUUAUAUUGCGUUUCUUUUAUUAUUAAAUAUACUAAAGUAAUUUUACGAUCCUUUGUAGCAAACUAUAUAGAUUACAUGUGAAUUAAUUACAAAUG